Messenger RNA from Mucor velutinosus, 1506 nucleotides. It is a transcript of the gene NIFU5, whose product is annotated as NifU-like protein 5, mitochondrial. The transcript has 7 exons. Lineage: Eukaryota; Fungi; Mucoromycota; Mucoromycetes; Mucorales; Mucoraceae. Gene Ontology annotation, molecular function: oxidoreductase activity. The coding region runs from base 1 to 1506 and encodes 501 amino acids. The record is from RefSeq and is a predicted model, not a curated record.
AUGAAAUUUAGGUUGCUAUUGCUGUCGGCAUUGCUGCUAUCAGCUGAAUCAAAGCAUAUCACGACCAAGGUGGCCAUUUUGGGCGCUGGUGCUUCCGGCAUUUCAGCUGCUAAAUUAUUGUCCAAGGCGGGGAUGCACGACUACAUUAUCGUGGAUGCGCAAUCCUUCAUUGGAGGCAGAGUGCAGCAUGAAGCGUUUGGCAAUAGCUAUGUAGAAUUGGGUGCCAAUUGGAUCUACGGCAAAGGCGAUAAUCCCAUCCAUAGAAUGGCCAUGCAGCAUGGACUAAAGACGACACCCAACGACAAGAACAAUGUUGCUUAUUUCGAUGAUUCUGGGCUGCUAAAAGAUCAACAAGAGGGGAUCAACGUCAGCAAUGAAUUUGAAUCAGUCAAAGUCAAGCUUGUAGAUUAUGCAGACAAAAGAAUGAAGCGUCAACAAGUGGACCUAUCAAGUAGAUCAGCUCUGAGUCUACUAGGAUGGAAGCCUAACACGCCACUGAAGGCAGCUGUAGAGUACUUUAACAUUGAUUGGGAGUUUUCUGAGCCAGCUGAAAUGUGCUCACUUGAUUAUGCUACUGGCACCGUCGAUUCAGUUACAGGCACUUACCCAUUUGGCAAUGAAUUUGUAGUCGAUGAAAGAGGAUUUAAUUACGUCUUGAAGAAGGAGCUUGCGACAUUUCUACACACGGAUGACGCCCGUCUCAUGCUCAACACGUUAGUUACAGAGGUCAUUUACAAUGACCAAAAUGUGACAGUAAUCACUUCAAAUGGACAUGUCAUUGAGGCCGAAUAUGCAAUAUGCACAUUUUCACUAGGCGUAUUGCAAAGUGAUUUGGUCCGGUUCACGCCCAUGUUCCCUGAAUGGAAGAGAGAAUCUCUGCUCAGUUUCCACAUGACGACCUAUACAAAGAUAUUCCUUCGUUUCAAGAAAAGGUUCUGGGGAGAUUGGCAGUUUGCCCUGUAUGCCAAUAACGUGACACAGCAUGGUGGAUACUACACGGUAUGGCAAAAUCUAAAUGCACCAGGCUAUCUCUUCAAACCAGCUGCUACAGGAGAUAACAUCUUGAUGGUAACCACGACAGAUACGGAAUCUCAGAGAAUAGAGCGAAUGACAAACACCCAAGUGCAACAUGAGAUUAUGCUUGUGCUCCAAAAGAUGUUCCCCUCUGUCCAGGUUGAACCACCUAUCGACAUCUUGAUCCCACGCUGGCAUCAGCACCCUCUCUUUCGAGGUUCUUAUUCAAACUGGCCUAUUGGUGCGCUCAAGAAGCAUCACCUGAACAUGCGAGCACCAUUGGAGAAUAGAUUAUGGUUUGCAGGGGAGGCUACAUCCAGUGCUACCUAUGGCUUUGUGCACUCGGCUUGGCUGGAAGGAGAGUCAGUUGCAAAGAGUAUACUGCAGUGCAUCACAACUCAUUGUCCUGUGUAUGAAAAACAUGAAUACAUUACAGGCUGCGAUGUCAAUGUGAGAGAGAAGCCUCGAUUUUUUGGCCAGUUUUCGCAUUAG